Myripristis murdjan (pinecone soldierfish) is the source of this 1366-nucleotide messenger RNA. RefSeq names its product RWD domain containing 3 (gene rwdd3). Gene Ontology annotation, molecular function: protein binding. NCBI's taxonomy places the organism in Eukaryota, Metazoa, Chordata, Actinopteri, Holocentriformes, Holocentridae. The transcript has 5 exons. The record is from RefSeq and is a predicted model, not a curated record. Gene Ontology annotation, biological process: positive regulation of protein sumoylation; positive regulation of hypoxia-inducible factor-1alpha signaling pathway. The coding region runs from base 160 to 939 and encodes 259 amino acids.
CGGAACUCUUGUGGGGAUACGCGAAGCCAGUCGGACACGUCAACGACGGGACGCACGAUAGUUAGGAGCUAUUCUCAACUAAUGGCAAAAGUGGUCUGAAAUUAAAGGUAUUUAAGAGUAUGGCGGUGUAGCUAAUGGUGUAAUGUUGAUUCAGGAGCAAUGUCUGAAGCUGCUUUAGAGGAGCUUUCGGUUUUAUCCUCCAUUUACUGCGCAGAGGGAGAGUUCCAGCUGCUUCAACAGUCCGUGGAGGAUGGCUUAGUGGUUCAAAUCAAGAUCAGUGCGGGGCCAGAUGGAGGGCUGGAGGUCUGCCUGCUGUUCCGUCUGCCACCCGGCUACCCGUCCUGUCUCCCUGACAUCUCCGUGUCCUCCUCAGCUCUCUCCAGAGGCCGGUGUCACCACAUCAGGCAGAAGCUGCUGGAUCAGGCUGCAGCCUUACCACAGGAACCAAUGGUGCACCAGCUGGUUGAGUGGUUACAGCAGCAGAGCGGGGAGCUGACAGAGGCGGGGCGAGUGUGUGAGGAGCAGGUGAUGGAGGGAGGAGAGGAGCAUGAGCAGUGGACCACAGUGCUGCUGCUGGAUCACAUCCGCUCCAGAAAUCGCUACGUCAGGCUGCUGGAGCGCUGGAGCCUGCAGCUGCAGCUGACUGUCACGUUGUUACUGGGACGACCCAUACUGGUUCUCCUUCAGGGAGCGAGGCCCAGCAUCAAGGAGUUCUGCCACCUCCUGAGGACCGUGAAGGUGGAUGUUGAUUCUUCUGGGCGGAAGUGCAAAGAGAGGAUGAUGAAGGUCCUCAGUGAAACCCCCUCAUCCUCUUCUAAACAUGGUCCACCAGGUUUGCAAGUGAAGGAGUAUGAGUCAGUAUCAGAGCUGACUGCAGCCUUCCAGGAGCUCAGUAUGACUGAGCUUUAUCAGCAGAUACUGCCAUCGCUGACAGACUGACUCCACUGCUUUACUGACUGGAUGAAAUCAGUCUUCCAGCUCCUCUUACUACAAAAUACUUCUGUCUGCAGUGAUGCAGUUUGAUGGAUCAAGGCAAAUACUUAGAAGUGUAAACGCUCUAGAAGCCAUCAAGACUCCAUGACUUUGGUCGCUGCUCAACUACAGUGGCUCUGCAGUGCAGGAGCCAAAAAGUGUAUGUGUACCAGUAGACAGACUGGAGAUGCUGUACAGGGAAUAGGGAAGGACUUGCCUGCAAAAAGUUCACUCUACCUGGGUUCUUCCUGUCUCAAAAUGAGGUGGUGGUGGUACCUGGUCCUGGACUCACACAUGCAUGUAUUGUGUACCAUGCCGUCAACUGGCUCAAGUAAACAUGUUUUACAAGCAGUGGAUUUUAGCAGUUCUAAUUAUGUGGCAUUUUAAAGCAUAU